Molecule: messenger RNA, 1708 nt
Organism: Hevea brasiliensis (rubber tree)
Lineage: Eukaryota; Viridiplantae; Streptophyta; Magnoliopsida; Malpighiales; Euphorbiaceae
Product: serine carboxypeptidase-like 18
Exons: 14
Coding region: 117-1511 (464 amino acids)
Biological process (GO): secondary metabolic process; proteolysis
Molecular function (GO): serine-type carboxypeptidase activity; acyltransferase activity, transferring groups other than amino-acyl groups
Source: RefSeq, a predicted model, not a curated record
UCUGAGUCGCAUGCCAACAAUCAACGUGCAAAAGCCUAUGUUCUCUUUCAAGCUUCAACUGCUGUCCCUAUAUAUUAACUAUAGAAGAUUUGGCAAAGGCCACCAUAACACUUCAAAUGGCAUCCAGCUCUAGCAAGUGUUUGCACUUAUUUCUUCUUCUUCUUCUCUCACACUCUGCUUUCUCUGGCAAUAUCGUAACCAAUCUACCAGGCUUCUCUGGUGAUCUGCCCUUCACACUUGAGACUGGGUACACUAGUGUGGGUGAUGUUGAAUUCUUCUAUUACUUUGUUCACUCAGAGAGUAACCCUGCUGCUGAUCCUCUUCUCCUCUAUCUCAAUGGAGGUCCUGGUUGCUCAGGCUUGAAUGGAUUCUUUUACCAAAUAGGGCCACUAAAAUUUGAUGUCAGUAACUACACUGGGGGUAUGCCAACAUUGCUCUAUGAACCAACUUCUUGGUCAAAGACUGUCAACAUUCUGUUUUUGGAUUCACCGGUCGGAACCGGUUUCUCAUAUGCAACAACAACUGAAGCUUGGAACUCAACGGACGUAAAAUCAGCAGAACAAGCUUAUGAUUUUCUUAGAAAUUGGCUGAUCGAUCACUCAGAAUUCCAAACAAAUCCAGUCUAUAUUGGCAGUGAUUCAUAUGCAGGGUUAAUUGUUCCUAUACUUGCUACGAAUAUAUUAGAAGGAAAUGCAGCAGGACUUGAGCCUAUUGUGAAUCUCAAAGGUUUAUCACUUGGAUGCCCACACACUGAUACAAUUAUUGAAACGAAUUCAAAAAUACCAUUUGCUCAUCGCUUGACACUUAUAUCCGAUGCAAUGUAUGAGUCAGCUAAAGACAGCUGCAAUCACACAUAUGCCGAUGUCGAUCCGACAAAUACAGAAUGUGUAGAGGCUCUUGAUGCUAUAACUGAGUGCUAUGAAUUAAUAAAUCGCCAAAACGUUUUGGAACCGAAUUGUGCUUUAUUAUCACCAAAACAAAAGGAAAAUCUUGUUAGAAGAUCUCUCAGAGCAAUGAAAAGAAACUUUAUCAAGCCACUGCCUACAUUGGGAGACCUCUAUUGCCAUAACUUCCAAUAUCUGCUUUCUGAUAUAUGGACAAAUUAUAGAAGUGUCCAAGAUGCUCUUAACGUUCGCCAGGGAAUGAUCCCAGAAUUUUAUAGGUGCAACAUUAGCUUGACCUAUACAGUGGAUAUGAACACUGUUAUUCCUUAUCAUGAGAAUCUCACUACCACAGGCUUGCAAGUUCUGGUUUUCAGUGGUGAUCAUGACAUGGUCAUGCCUCAUAAUGGUAUUGAAGAAUGGAUAGUUUCUCUGGGUCUGACAAUCGACAUCGACUGGCGACCAUGGUUUACUGAUGGUCAAGUUGCAGGAUACACAAGAAGGUAUACAAAUAGUGGAUAUCGUUUGACGUAUGCAACUGUGAAGGGAGCAGGCCACUCACCACAGGAGUACAAACGAAAGGAAUGCUUUGACAUGUUUCACCGAUGGAUUCGUUACUAUCCUCUCUAGAUACUUAUGUUUGGUUGAAAAUUUCGGAGCAGAGCAUACUCUGUUUUUUGUAAUUGCAUUAUUAGAGUAGCUAUUGCUCCCAUUGAAGAAACUAUUUAAGAACCUUGCAGUGAUUGUGAGAAUUUAAGAAUUAGCAAUUCUACUACUCUGAAAUAACAUACAUGGGCAGUUUAUAAGAGAGAACCAACUAUUUUUAA